This is a messenger RNA of Sphaerulina musiva SO2202, 3056 nucleotides long. Its product is annotated as LNS2-domain-containing protein. Gene Ontology annotation, biological process: fatty acid catabolic process; triglyceride biosynthetic process. Gene Ontology annotation, molecular function: phosphatidate phosphatase activity. The record is from RefSeq and is a predicted model, not a curated record. The transcript has a single exon. Gene Ontology annotation, cellular component: nucleus. Bases 105 to 2783 code for a protein of 892 amino acids. Lineage: Eukaryota; Fungi; Ascomycota; Dothideomycetes; Mycosphaerellales; Mycosphaerellaceae.
ACGCACGCACGAACAAACACACACACGCACGCACACACACGCACCCACCCACACACACAUGCUUCCCAUGAACCUGCUGUGACCGCGCCUCUGAGCCCGACGAAAUGCAAUACGUACGAUCGCUAGCAGGAGGCGUGUCCAAUACCUGGAACUCCAUCAAUCCUGCCACCCUCUCCGGUGCCAUCGAUGUCGUCGUCGUCGAGCAGGAAGAUGGGUCCUUGGCCUGUAGUCCAUUUCACAUUCGCUUCGGCAAAUUCUCUCUGCUGCGGCCCUCGGAAAAGAAGGUGGAAUUCAAGGUGAAUGGCGAGAAACGGGACUUUCCCAUGAAGCUGGGCGUGGGAGGAGAGGCUUUUUUCGUCUUCGAGACCCUGGACGAUGUGCCCGAAGCCCUCCAAACCUCGCCUCUGGCAUCGCCAGCCGGCAGUCCAGAAUUGAAAGCCAGCGCCCCCGAACCGCCUGCGCUGCAAGAGCCAGAGUCGUUCGAUCUCGAAAAGAAUGCCUUGGGUCUGGCACAAGAUGGGGCAUCUCGCUCCAAAGGACACAGUAAAAGUACUCCUGCUGCCUCUCCUCUGCAGAGAAGGCCUAGUAGUGAUGCGGAGAACUCGACGCAGCCUCCGACUUCUUCGGACAAUGAACAAUCGCCCCGACCACGGCCACUGUCGGGCGAAUUUCCUGUCAGCGCCCUGCACCAUCCUCUCGAUCGUACCUCCUCCGACAGUGCGCUUCCCGCGGCUCGAGCCGUCAUCAACGAGUCCCUGGACCACUCGGAGCUCAUCAUGCAGGCCGGGUCAGAGCGAGCGGCUAGUCCAUCGAGCAGGAGAACGAACGGAUUAGACGAUGCUGCUGUUGCUUCUCCUUCUGCCCCUUCGUCGAAACAGUCAGAAGCAAAGGAGCGCGCCAUCGCGUUGUCGAAGAAGCUGUGGACAUCAAAUAUCAGCAAUCAGGUCACCGAGUCGGGUGAUCUCAUGCUCGAUAUGAGUAAUUAUGGCAGCAGUAACGCGGAAGCCCUGCAGGCAGAAGGUAUCGCCAGACAGCUCCUCUCAGAAGAGCUGGACGGCCCCUAUGACAUCGGCUCACUCAUCGGCGCUGACGAAAAGGGUAACAUCUGGAUCUACAGCAGUGAAGAAGCCAAGGAUGCCGCCAACAAGCGUGCAGUGGCGUCGGGCAUGGGCAGCUACAAUCCGACGGCAUAUGCUUCUACAGAUGCCAUCUCGGAUCCAGGUUAUCACUCUGACGAUACACGAAGCGUGGACUCGAAGUCUGGCUAUGUCAACUCUCACAAUCGGCGUGACUCCGAUAGUGCGGUCGAGAUAGGUUCCCAAGCGCCCUCAUCGUCUUCUGCGAUCGCAGGAGAUCCCAACAAGAAUUACGCUAAAACGCUACGUCUCACGUCGGCACAAUUAAAAGGUAUGGAUCUGAAACCAGGAGCAAAUAGCAUGGCCUUUACCGUAAACCGUGCCACAUGCGAGGCCACUCUAUGGUACUGGAGGCACGACGUACCCAUUGUGAUUUCGGAUAUCGAUGGAACCAUUACCAAGUCGGACGUGCUGGGGCAUGUGCUCAACAAAAUUGGCCGAGAUUGGACGCAUCAAGGCGUCGCUAAGCUCUACACUGAGAUUGCCUCCAAUGGCUACAACUUUCUGUAUCUGACCAGCAGAAGUGUGGGCCAAGCAGAUACUACCAGAGCAUACCUCAAGGGUGUAACACAGGAAGGGUACAAGCUCCCUCCUGGCCCGGUCAUUCUGAGUCCCGAUCGGACCAUCGCAGCAUUGCGACGUGAAGUGUACCUACGCAAGCCGGAGAUCUUCAAGAUGGCUUGCUUGCGAGAUAUCAUGUCGCUCUUUGCCGGCCAUGGUGGAGCACAGAACACUACUGAAAAUGCAUUGGAGGCAGGUCUCAAGCCCAUGAAUAUGGCAAACUUGCCUGGGGGUCUGGGAGCCGGUCGAGGGAAGGCUGGCUCGCCAUUCUACGCGGGAUUCGGAAAUCGCUUGACGGAUGCGCUCAGCUACCGAUCUGUCAACAUCCCAUCCACACGAAUCUUCACCAUCAACACCAAUUCCGAAAUCAGUCUGGACCUCCUGUCGCUGAACCACUAUAAGACGGCAUAUAGCAGCAUGCGAGAAAUUGUCGACCACUACUUCCCGCCUGUUGGUCUGCUUGUCAUGGGCGGCGGAGAAGAAUUUACCGAUUUCAAUUACUGGCGAAGUAAGCCGAUGGAUCUAGCAGACUUCACCGACUCGGAAGACGAGGAUGAACCUGUCACCUCGCCGGUGCCCAAAUUGCAGGCGACCAUCACUAGAGACAGCCAAAGCAUCCUGAGCGAGGACGAAGCCGGCGACGAUAUGAUGGACUCGUACUUUUCCGACCCCGACGGUCGUCCCAGCCUCGAUCAAUCCAUUGCAUCCAUGCUCGGACGCGAUGAUGAUUACGAUGAUGAGGAUACCAAUGAUGAACUCACCCAGUCCAUGAUUGACGAAGAUGAAGAGGGAGACGAGGAGAACGAGUACGAGGAUGAGGAUGACACUGACGCCCAGGGAGAGGACGAGGACGAGGCAGAGGAGGACUGCGAGGUCCAAGAUUCUCGCGGGGACGCACAUUCUCCUAUCGCGCAACGCACACCACAGAUGGAGUCAAGCCCGCGGGAAAUCUCAACGCCACGGAAGCUCAGUGAUGACCACCAGAUUACGAGCGGACAAGUGAGCCGAAUGGAUGACUCAGUUUCUGGUCCGAGUAUCGACCAGCUUAGUCCUGCUACGGCACGAAAUGCGCCGCAGAAACGAUAGAGUAUUGCCCCUUUUUCGCUAUGCUUCACACUGCCAGCUGCGGAAGUAAAAGUGUCUAGAGUAUUGGACAGAGACGAAGAGGAUGAAGAAGCAAAGCAUAGCAUGCCAUAGUAUGGUCAUUCGUGGGCGUUACAGCGGGCGUUUGGUAUUUGUAUAGCAUUGCAUAUGUGCAUCUGUGGAUGGCGCAGCUAGAACUGUCCCUGGGGGAGGACUUGGCUGGUGCGUUGUUAUACGUAUCGGAGUAGCUAGAUGAUGAUGAUGAUAAUGGUAAAC